Molecule: messenger RNA, 1323 nt
Organism: Ostertagia ostertagi
Lineage: Eukaryota; Metazoa; Nematoda; Chromadorea; Rhabditida; Trichostrongylidae
Source: the annotation of a GenBank genome assembly
AUGAGCUUCUAUCUCGCUGUUAAACGACUAAUUGAUAUUGGUUACCCAAAAGAAAUCCAGAGUCUCAAAUAUAGAUCGGGAUUCGUGGUACGCAAUGCGUGGUACGAUAAGCGACUAGGAAACCUUCUGAAGACCGAUGAGCACUGUAAUAUCCUCACAGCGUUUCAUGGGUUCAGAAAGCUGGACAGAAAAGAGAUCCGUGUGCAGUAUCCGAACAAACAUGUAGCAUUAGAAGAAGCACGUAUAUUUGUUUUGAACACCGUGUUCAACCUAUCUGAAGGUGUGCUACUCGCGUCCCUGGUCGAUUAUUUCGACAGUCAUGAGAAUGUGUAUGAAAAGUUGCCGAGCGGGACUGGAUACCUCAAAAAAGAUACUCAACAAAUUAUACUCUACUCAACAUUUUUUAAUGAUUGCAGAAAUGCUAUUGAUUGGAUCCAUGUUGUGGGCGAUUUCAAGAAAAAUCUGCAGAGAUCUCUCGACUUACAUUGCGCAAGAUCACCGAGCAGUGCAGAUGAUGAAGACCUUAUCACAGCAUGGAAAGAAACUCUUCCUACUAACAAACUCACCUUGACAUUGAUGGGGGGACGCCAUGUGAUGGGGAGAGGAUGGCAGGAGCUGUUCGACGUGGUUAUCGUGAACGGUGAUAAGCCCAAGUGGUUUUACAAGAUUACGCGUUCAAAGAGACCUGGCGACUGGGUAUGGAGAAGAUUGGGAACCACUUCGGCCCGUUCCAAAAAGGAGCCGUCUACAUGCAGGGGGUGCGCGACUGCUUUCAUCCAGCAAAUGGGUUUGGCCGGUAAAGACAUUCUCUACGUCGGCGACCACAUCUUCGGUGACGUGCUCAAGUCCAAAAAAGCCGGAGGAUGGCGCACAUUGCUCAUAGUGCCUGAACUAAACAGAGAAAUGGAGAUAUGGUCAAGACAAGCUGAAAAGUUCCAUGAACUUAACGAUUUGAACAACAGCCUGAACACUCCUGAGGCGAAGGAAGAUGUCGGUGCUAAAAAGGAAAUUCUUAGAGAAAUUGCUAGAAUUACGACGAUAUGGAAGCGAGUUUUGGCGCCAUGGUUCUUGCUGAGAUUGGGAUGGAGGAACUUUAUUUGUUCACAUCGUGAAACUGACGCGGACCAUGUACACAUUCAUGUGAUACAUAUUUGUCGAAUAUCUCACUGCAACUGGCUGUCAACUCUCAUUUUUCUUCCUCACGAAGAAAAGUUCUUGCACAGCAUCGCAUGUGCAAGUCGUAAGGCAGCUGAAGGAGUUCAAGCUUCUGAGGAGAUAGGAAAUCAAGAAGAAGGGAGAACUCAACCUUCGUCAGCAGAAACU